AUGGAGUCUCCAACGCGUCCCAUCCUCAGUCCCACGAAAAUCCUCCACCCGGUAUCGCCGGAACGCAUGAAUCAACAAACAAUCCCCGCCUCACCAUCGCUGCCCACAGAGUUGUUGUCGCUACACCAUAAAAAUGCAAAGGGUGUUUCCGAAGUCCAGGCCAAGGUUGCGUUCCUCAAUAACCUCUCACGAGGAGGUAGUCCCACCACCCACACGCAAUCCGCCACAAACAAUGCUGCCCUCCAGCGGGCAAUCCUUGGCCGCGAAGAAGCCGAGUCUGCUUUGAUUUCUGUGCAAGAAGAGCUCUCCGAGGCCCAAUCCCGCGAGCGCCGAAUUAGUGAACGACUGGAGUCUUUGUUAGAAGAACUACAUGCUGCCAAAGAGCGCCAAGCCCACGAACGAUCAAUUUUCGAGAAGGAGAUCCGAAAAGCACGCAAAGAAGCUUUCCGAGCGGGCUCAACCCUCGUCAAACUUCAAGAAGAAUUGAAACACUCCAAGUCCGAGUCCAAGGCUCUGAAAGAUGAAGUCGCUGCCGAGCGCGAGUCUAAGGAUAAAGCAAAGCAAGAAGCAUUCGAGCGUGCUUACGUUCUUGCUGGCCUGACCGAAGAGCUAGAAAUGCUCAAGGGCAAACUGCGAUCGAUGGAGGCAGCCAAUCAUUCUAACACCUUGGAGGCCCGGGUCCAUAAGAUUCGAAAAGAAGAAUUCGGACGCAUCUCUCUAGCCGAGGGCGAUCUUGCGUUCUUGACAACACCCCGGCGACCGAAGCGCGCAGCCAUAGGAUCUGCGAGAUCUCCUGCAUCUGAAAUCGAGGCUGACGAAGUUACGGAAGCUACGCCUCCUAAGCGUCAACGCCUUUCGGAAUGCACAACUACGGCCGGGCCUGAAGAAACGGCAUCCGAGGUCUCCUCGUCAGUGAACAACGAGGCAUUGGAGGAGUUGAGAGACGAAAUUGAUCUUGAACGCCGUCGUCGCAUUGACGCGGAAGAGAUGGUACACUUCUUGAAUAUUGAGUGUCAGUUCCAGCGCUGCUCUUGCCGAAUCGCCGAGAGCGAGGGUCGACGAUACAUCUACGAUGCCGAGUACUACGAGAAGUAUCAAAAGCCCCAAAUUGAAGCCGAGGCUGAAGCUGCGCGGCAAGCCCGCAACCGACAGACUGAACACCAACAGCCAGAUUCCGAGAAAAUGGCUCCCCAUCCUCAUUCAAGCCAUACCCCGAGCGUCGAACCCCCUGCCAUUAUCCACUAUCAACCAGAGCAGGCUCCUGAACCUAAGCCCAGGCCUGAACAUGCUGUGAAGCCAGAGCCAGUCGAACCACCCGAGAAGAUGCAGAUGCCUGAAGAGCCAUUGGUGACUUUCUCUCCGGAGACGGGAACUUUCAAGACUUUCCCGUCACCUCUCCGUGACAACGAUCUGCCUCGGGAGGAAAGGGAUUCAUUUCACAUCUCCAAAAUGCCGAAUCUGAAGCCCUCUAUGCAAAGCUGGAGGGACUCGGGUGCGUCGUCGAACUACACUCCCGAUGCUUUCUCCCCCUCAGAGGAGGCGAGGACUUCUCGGAUGGUCCACCGCGUGGAGACCGUUCUCAGUGAGGGUGCGAACGCUCGCCUCUCCGUGGAGUCCCGACCCUCCCGACAAGUCGAAAGAGAUACGUGCUCAACAACCAAACGUAUUCCCCUCCGUGAACCAUCUGAUUCUCGGACGUCUGGUUCUUCUGGCUUUGUGCCCGAUACACCUAUCAACCGGGAAGACGCCCUUGCCCAGAUCGCGGCACGCCGUGACCGUGCACGAAGCAAGCAGCGCUCGGUGAGCGCAAACGAAGCGACUGGCCGUUCAGUUGGCUCCACAGCCACGACCCCAGGUCGCGGCCCAAGACGCAUGCCCAAUCUACGGGCAGAUGGCAAAACUGAAAAUGACCUGGCAGAGCGCCGGGACUUGAGCGCUCCUGUCCGGAUGUUCCGACGAUAG
Molecule: messenger RNA, 1962 nt
Organism: Penicillium daleae
Lineage: Eukaryota; Fungi; Ascomycota; Eurotiomycetes; Eurotiales; Aspergillaceae
Exons: 1
Coding region: 1-1962 (653 amino acids)
Source: RefSeq, a predicted model, not a curated record